ACUCCGAGACUAGCAUGGAAUUAUGAGUGACCAUGAGUAACGCGCGGUGGGUUCGGGUUCAGCUCACAGAUUGGGAUGCUUGUAAUGUUUUGGCAAUCUCUUGGAAGCAUUGGGUGUGACAGAGUGUGCGAGUCUGGAUCGCGGAAUGGAAUCCCUUGCGCUCGGUGUUUAGGUUAUGGUGUUGGAGUGAGGGGAGUAAGACGAGCAUUGUCGCGGGAGUUUUUCCUUAGCAGUGCCGGAGAGCAUUGCGGGCGGAGGAUCUUCCGAGAAUACUGGAUCAUAGCCCGAAGAGGAAGAGGGUUCCAAGUUCUGGCUCGAGCUGUGGGAGGUUUGCCUAAAGUGAGGGUUCAGGAAGGCUACAAUCGCAAGUAGAAGCUGUGUCGAUGUGAACGGAUAUCGUUACGUUUGUGUAUUGUGGAGAUGAAGAUGUUGAAGUGUAGUGACCCGACUUAGUUGGUGUUUUUGAUGUUAGAUCGUGAUACAUUUCCAGGAAAGAAAAUUCAGAAGUGGGGUAAAGAUGUUUUCUCCGACAUUGGAAGGGUCAGAGUGGAUGUGUUCAAGUUUCCUUCUAGUGAGGUAAUUUGUGUUUGAGUAGUGGCUAGUGCAUUGGCUGCUUGACUCACUUGCAACUUGAUUUCGACUGCCCAUCUGAGUUAUUCUAAAGCUAGUUCGACGAUAACGAUGAGUUUGGGAGGAGAUAAACGACCUAUUGGUAAGGAUGCUUCGAAAGAUGGCAUGCCGGAAAAGAAACGUCCUCGAUCCCAACUCGCGAGGGUCAUAGUGGAGGCUGUGAAAAUGGAUAUGCUGCAGAAACUAUGCUCAAGUUUGGAGCCUAUGCUUCGACGUGUGCAAUGCAGGUUGCAGAGGAGGUUGAGCGUGCGCUUGCUAAGCUCGCUCCUCCAAAACUGGGGAUCCGGUCGUCACCAAAGAGGGUGCAAGGCCCAGACCAACAGGGUUUGCGCUUGGAAUUCAGGAAUAAGCUAGCUUUUCCUCUCUUCACCGGAAGCAAAGUCGAGGGAGAGCAAGGUUCAGCAAUUCACCUUGUUCUACAGCAUGCCGUCACGGGUCAAGUUGUUACCACUGGUCCAGAAGCCUCCGCUAAGCUGGACAUUGUAGUUUUAGAAGGUGAUUUCACAGCAGAGGAAGAGGGCAAUUGGACCCAGGAAGAGUUUGAAAAUUUUGAGGUUAGGGAGAGGGAUGGAAAAAGGCCUCUCCUCACUGGAGACCUUACUGUCACAUUGAAGGAUGGGGUGGGGACUUUGGGAGAGUUGACAUUUACAGAUAAUUCCAGUUGGAUUCGCAGUCGCAAGUUUCGAUUAGGCGUGAAAACUUCAUCUGGAUUUUGUGAGGGCUUGCGAAUUCGAGAAGCCAAGACCGAGGCCUUUACUGUGAAGGAUCAUCGUGGAGAGCUUUACAAGAAGCACUACCCGCCUUCCUUGAAUGAUGAGGUCUGGCGAUUGGACAAAAUUGGCAAGGACGGUGCUUUUCACAAGCGUCUCAAUCAGUCUCGCAUUAUGACAGUCGAGGAUUUUUUGCGACUGGUUGUGAUGGAUCCUCAAAGGCUGCGUAACAUUUUGGGAACUGGAAUGUCGAACAAGAUUUGGGAGGGUACAGUGGAGCACGCGAAGACUUGUGUUUUGAGUGGAAAGUUGCAAGUAUACUAUGCUGACGAGAAGCAGAACAUUGGCGUUAUUUUCAACGACAUUUUCCAGCUGAUGGGGCUUACCGCUGAUGGUUCAUACAUGUCAGUGGAUUCCCUCUCUGACAGCGAGAAGGUUUAUGUAGACAAGCUCGUAAAAGUGGCUUACGAGAACUGGAUGAACGUAAUAGAGUAUGAUGGGGAGGCGUUGAUCGGUGUGAAGACGUUACAUCAAGCAAAAGAGUUUGAUACUCACACUGCGGACCGGUUUGGUGGAGGCAAAGUAUCCAGUAUGUCCAAUACUCCCAAUACCCAUUCGCAAGGUGGUGGUGAAGGUGAAUCAAGAUCAGGGUCCCUGUCGUAUGGACCGGAACCGAUAAAAAUUACUCCACUGUCAUUUCCUGGUUCUAUUAGUCAGCUACCAGACAAUCAAAGUAUCACAGAACCCAUUCUGCAGAUGAACAGCAACAUUGAGACUCAUAAUCAACCUGUUUUGUCCAAGCCUCCUGAGAGUCUACUGCUUACAGAUCACAAUGGGUUGACUGGCUUAGCUCUAGGUCAUUCACAAAGCAGCACAGCGGUAUCAAGUUCUGGUGUUACUCCCUUCGUUCCUGCUGUGAUGAAUGGUUCCACGUCAGGCACUAGUGAUUGGCGGCAGCAGCUGCAGCAGCAGCAGGAGGAGCAGCAGCAAUCCCGACGAAAUUUUCAACGACAGGAGAGUUUUGGCAGGAUGUUAAUGUCUGAUGUUACUGAGGACGAAAUUCGGGCCCGAAGUAUGGAGCUUUUAGAGAACGAGGACAUGCACACACAAAUUCAGCAGCUGCUUCGCAUGUACAACGGACAGUUAGGCGAUAUUUCGUUUAGCGCAGAUUGUCCUACCCCUGGAGAUGAUACGUUUCCAUUUUUAGAUCCACCGGGUACAGGUGAAGAGACUGUGGACGAGCACAAGCCUCGACCAAACGGUAGGGCGUAUGUAAGUUGGUUGAAGUUGAAAGCAGCACUUCAUUGGGGCAUCUUCAUUCGUAAACGUGCAGCUGCAAAGAGGGCUCAACUUGAAGAAGCUGAUGAUCCUGAUUCAUAACCACGGCCUUCUAAAGUAUUUGGUAGGACUGAUUCUUUCGAAGCGUAAGGUUCCGUCUCGUGAUUAGUAGCUCUGGUAAUGAUUCUUCCCUCCCAGGUUCAGGUCUUAUCAAGUCACUUCGAAGGUGAUGUGUUGUUAGUGGUGAACAGAAACUUAUGGCUCUGAAGUCAUUUGUUGAACAUGGUGAUGGAGAAGGGCCGCGCUCUUGAUUAUCUAGUUUCUUUAAGAUUUUAUUGGUUCUGUGGGAAGUGGAAUCCGCCUUUCGAUACAGCAGCUCUGCAGCUUGUGUGGUUCUCUUGGGUAAUAGCUAUGUAUUCUGCUAUCAAGCCGCUGAUGUAUGUUUUAGAUAGAAUAGUAUGACUUGGGAUCUCUAUAUUUGUGCUAAAUACAUUCACUCUUUUCCUCCCUCGUGUACUGGGUUGGAAUCUGUCUCAAGCGAAGAACGGAAGGCGAUUGUGGACGUUGGAGUGAUCUAUAUAUAUAUAUAUAUAUAUAUAGAUAUAGAUAGAUUAAGAUUAUUAUGUGGCUAUUAACUGAGCUGACGGUUGUGGAAGGCCAUUGAUUUUUCGUGAAGUUCAUGCUCUUAGUUUUAGUCCCAAGACGUAGUAAUAUUUAUGUUGUGAUUCAUUCUGGAAAGCACAGGAACAUGAUUCCCUAUCUUCUUUACUAAUUUCCAGUUUAUCUUCGCACUGCAA
Messenger RNA from Physcomitrium patens, 3415 nucleotides. RefSeq names its product calmodulin-binding protein 60 D. NCBI's taxonomy places the organism in Eukaryota, Viridiplantae, Streptophyta, Bryopsida, Funariales, Funariaceae. Gene Ontology annotation, cellular component: nucleus. The record is from RefSeq and is a predicted model, not a curated record. Gene Ontology annotation, biological process: regulation of salicylic acid biosynthetic process. Gene Ontology annotation, molecular function: DNA-binding transcription factor activity; sequence-specific DNA binding; calmodulin binding.